Messenger RNA from Mercurialis annua (annual mercury), 1532 nucleotides. Its product is annotated as gibberellin 20 oxidase 1. Gene Ontology annotation, molecular function: gibberellin 20-oxidase activity. NCBI's taxonomy places the organism in Eukaryota, Viridiplantae, Streptophyta, Magnoliopsida, Malpighiales, Euphorbiaceae. Gene Ontology annotation, biological process: response to light stimulus; unidimensional cell growth; flower development. The coding region runs from base 150 to 1262 and encodes 370 amino acids. The transcript has 3 exons. The record is from RefSeq and is a predicted model, not a curated record.
AUCCCCAAUGAGAGCGGUCUUGGCUUUUCUUUUAUCACACUCUUAAAAAUUUCUCUCCUUCGUUAAUUUUCCAUCUUAUAAAACACAAGCCAAUUCGUGUCAGUUUUGCAAACAGAUUAAGAAAAAAUAUUUAAAUUCUGUGUAAUGCAAUGGCAAUAGUUUGUAAUACCAACGAGUUAGAGAAAAAAACAGUAGUUUUUGAUGCCAAAUUUUUACGUCACCAGUCUAACAUACCCCAACAGUUUGUAUGGCCGGACGAUGAGAAACCCACCGUCAAUGCGCCGGAGCUUAAAGUUCCGCUUGUGGACUUAGCCGGAAUCUUGUCCGGUGACCCUGUUGCCACCAUGGAAGCUUCGAAGCUAGUUGGCGAGGCGUGUCAGGAGCAUGGCUUCUUUUUAGUGGUGAAUCACGGCGUUGAUCAGAAGCUGAUCGACGAUGCUCAUCGGUAUAUGGAUAGUUUCUUUGAGUUGCCGCUUUCCGAUAAGCAAAAAGCUCAGAGAAAAAUGGGGGAGCACUGUGGUUAUGCUAGUAGCUUUACUGGUAGAUUUUCUUCUAAACUUCCGUGGAAGGAAACGCUGUCGUUUCGUUACUCUGCUCAGGAAAACUCAGAAAAACACGUCGAGGCUUAUUUUGAUAAAACAAUGGGUGAAUCUUUUUCAGAAUUCGGGAAGGUGUAUCAGGAGUACUGUGAGUCAAUGAGCAGUCUAUCAUUAGGAAUCAUGGAGCUACUGGGGAUCAGCUUAGGAGUGAGCAAAGGGCAUUUUAGGGAAUUUUUCGAAGAAAAUGAUUCGAUAAUGAGAUUGAACUAUUACCCACCUUGCCAAAAACCUGACCUGACUUUAGGAACCGGACCUCAUUGUGACCCGACUUCACUAACCAUUCUUCAUCAAGAUCAUGUUGGAGGCCUUCAAGUGUUUGUAGACAACGAAUGGCGUUUAAUCAGCCCGAAUUCGCAAGCUUUCGUAGUUAACAUCGGAGAUACUUUCAUGGCGCUUUCAAAUGGGAAAUACAAGAGUUGUCUGCAUAGAGCAGUGGUGAACAGUGAGACAACAAGAAAAUCUUUGGCGUUCUUUUUAUGUCCGAAGAGCGAUAAGAUGGUGACACCACCGAAACAAUUAGUGGACGAUUUGAACCCGAGAAUAUAUCCAGAUUUUACAUGGCCAAUGCUUCUUGAAUUUACUCAGAAGCAUUACAGAGCAGACAUGAACACUCUUGAAAUGUUUUCAGAUUGGGUUCAACAGAGAAACUUUUGUUCAAGUUGAUGAAAUUAAGUGGUGGGGUAGUAGUGUAAUUGUGUCACAAACAGAGUUUGCUAUAUUGCUCUUUUUUGCACCAAAGAAAGUGACAUUUGACUACAAGGAAAUGAAAUGGGGAAGACAAAUAGCAAAAACAACAAAAAAUAUUAGCCAGUUUUUUUUUUCUUUUUUUAAUGUUUAUGUUCAUAGGUCUGUAUGUAACUAGCUUUUUGGUCAUCAACAGAAGGCAAAACAAGAAACUUAUAAGGAAGCAAAUAAUAAGCCGGAUGUGAUCAA